Trichogramma pretiosum is the source of this 2137-nucleotide messenger RNA. RefSeq lists its product as uncharacterized. The record is from RefSeq and is a predicted model, not a curated record. The transcript is spliced from 2 exons. NCBI's taxonomy places the organism in Eukaryota, Metazoa, Arthropoda, Insecta, Hymenoptera, Trichogrammatidae. The coding region runs from base 1089 to 1484 and encodes 131 amino acids.
UGCUAUGACAACAAGCUUAUUCUAGCCUAACUUUUUAUCUUUUGAUCUUGAUAAAUGUAUUGAAGUACAUUAUGCUGUUUGCACGUUAGUGGCACAAUUUUUAUUUCUUUGCGGUGCUAAACAAAGUGUUUUAGAAUAUUUUUAUUAGUCUAUCAUUAGUUAGUUAAAAUUUUCUGAUUCUGUCAAAAAAUAGAACGAUCUCAACACAAUCAAUAGAAAAAGAAGAAAUGUAAUUUUUUUAUUUUUUCGUUUCAUUAGUGAAAAGUUGAAUGGUUAUUACGUGCUAUUAUCUAACUCACUUAAUCAAUCAUGAAGCUCUUAAAACCCUUGUAAUAGUGUCAAGAUUGUAAACCAAGCUCUAGAAUCAGUUGUACUUGUAAUAUAGACUGCUGUUAUAUUAUAAUAUGGACUGCCUUUUCAUGCUAAAGUACAGCAAUAUAAUCAAUAUUGUGAACAACUUUCAUUGUCACUUUAGUCUUUUGAUGUGGGACCAGUCUGUCUGGUCCCACAUCGUUCUGAUGGGUUCUAUCCUAAGAAAACUUUUUUUUAUGUAUUUAGUAAGUGUUGCAUUAAUCUGUCGUGCUGAUAAAACACUAUUCUUUCUUGAAAAUUAAUUUGUCUACGAUAAAGUUACCUCAUCACUGAAGGAAGAACUUAAUUUUUUCUUAUUUAUAUUUAAUUAUAUUUGUUAAAAUUGUAUAUAGACUAUACAAGAGAAUGUAGCUCAAAAUUUGUAGCGUACAAAAGGAUUUGCAGGUAAUUUCUUCAGAACAUUCAGUAUUAUGAAAUAUUCCUUUUAAAUACAAAACAAAGAUAAGUAAACUUUAUCUGGUGUCUCGCUUAAGGCAAUACCUUGCCAGUAUAAUAAUGAGGUUGUGAUCCACGAACAAAUGUUGCUAAUAGAAAAGUAUUACUACUAAAACUUUAGGUUAAUAGGUCCUUGUUGUUUACUGUUUCUUCUUUUUAUUGUAUUGAGUAAAAUGUUUGAAACUUGUAUUAAAAUUGUCAACUAGUCAAUGAAUUAUCUAGUCAUUGUAAUUGAGUAAAAAUUGUAAAAACUUAUAAUCUUUGAAGAAAGUAUUGUCAGUAUGUCUCAAGAUAGCAAAAAUUUUGAACCAAAAAGUCAAGAAGGAGUUUCUGAACUUCAAGCCCUUCUAAAUGCAGAAUGGACAGAACUUCAACAAAACGAAGCCAUAACGAUGAGACAAAAAAUGGGAUCACUCGAAGCCCAAGUCUCCACUUCAUUGAGGCUGGAUGACAGAAUGGAAGAGACAGGCCUAGACUCUGACAGUAUACCCAUGUUGUCGUCUCCAGCGCCUUCAAAUAUUGUAACUUAUGUCAAUCAAAAACAUAAGGUCCACUUUUGGACGGUCAAACCUGUAAAAUUGCCGAAAAAAGAGCAGCCUAUUGCCGAAGAGGAAGAGGAAGAACCUCAGUCAACUGCACCUACGAUUGACGACGAGAUUUGGCAGAUAGAUGAUUGAUGCGAGGUAAUAAAACGAGUGUUAGUCUUCAGGGGUAACUGAACAUACUAUUCUCGAUGGCCUAGUGGCAUUUCUACUUCGUUUCCAAAACGAAUUGGGUGUACUCAAUCAUAAUAAUGGCCAGUAUAAUGCAAAAAUAAACCGAAAACGUAGAAUAAAUUACGCACAUAAAAGCCUCCUGAAGAUGGAAUUGUAGUGUGUGCCUUUAAGAGCGAGGUAUUCGUUAAAAAUAAGUGAAUGUCUUGGCCUAUACUGGAGUUUUCAGUUUCGAAACAUGAAAAUUUUACUUUAAAAAAUGUAUGAAAAAAUUGGGACUUUAUAUCUUUGAAAGGUAUAAAGGCUCGUUAAAAAUAAUUUGCUUGUGCUUUUGGUAGUCGAAUUAACCGAUCGAAAAUUCAAUUAAAGGUCAAACCGCUAAGCAUAAACUAAUUUAGAAAAAAAAAUUAAAAACAAAAAAACAAGCUAGAACAAAAUACCAAAGAGAUGUUGAGUAAAAAAAUUAUGAUUAAUGCAAGCUGUGUAUCGCGCGCAAUUUACGACGUGACAAAAUUGAGUUUUGUUUGUAUAGAGUCUAAUUUUGUGUUAUGAUGCAUUCCAUUAAAAGUUAUGCAUUUAUACAAUUUGUAAUAAAAAGUUAUUAGAUUAUUAAACAA